This is a messenger RNA of Mesorhabditis belari, 390 nucleotides long. The record is from the annotation of a GenBank genome assembly. Lineage: Eukaryota; Metazoa; Nematoda; Chromadorea; Rhabditida; Rhabditidae.
AUGUUUCAACGAUUUAUGUGGCUGGAAUUCGACCGAUUUUUCCACCAAAUAUCAAUUUCGAGUGCAAUCCCAUUAAUUCUGAUGGGCGUGGCGUUUGCUGCGACAUUUCUUGCCAUUUUGCUCUCGAUUCCAUUCGCGGCUUUAUCAGUUCCAUGGCUGUACUAUGGGGCCAAAUUGUCCAUUCUUACCGACUCAACCAAUCAGCCAUUGAACAAUCUAUGUUUUGGCGUAUUGAGCUCUCAUGGAACUGCCUCAUCGCUCACCCUUCUGUUGCUCACCGAUCCAUACCGACGAUUUAUCGAAUCUCUACUCAGAAAACUUCCAUAUGGAGAAAAAUUAAUGAAACUGUUCACAAAACAGCAACACGUUGUCUCGGUUUCGAUUACACAG